AUGUCAGAAAUCUGGAUACUGGUGGUGUGUUUAAUCUUUUUACUGUUGUAUCCAGCUUUGGAAGAUAUUUAUCUACUAUAUAUAGAAAAAGUUCCGCCUGGACCAAUAUCCCUGCCAAUUAUUGGAGGACUCUACAAACUUCAUAGCUCUAAACCACAUCUUAAAUUACAACAACUGACAAAACAAUAUGGCGAAAUCAUGAGUAUAAGGUUUGGACCAUCAAGUAGUCGUACUGUAAUUAUACACAACACCAAAUUUGUACAAGAGCUUUACAAUAACCAAAAGGCUUUAGAUCGGCCUGAUCUUCCAUUUUUUGAAUUGAUAACACCUCAUGGAGCUGGAAUUGGUUCAAGACCUUACGAUAAGAUCUGGAUGCUUCACACAAGAAUCAUCAAACUAGCUUUACACAAAGUGUGUCAAAAUUCUCUCUCGGAAAAAGUUAUGAAAACCUUUGAAGUUUUAUUCAACAGAUUAAAUGAAAAAGGGAAUGGACCACAAGACAUUGGUUUUGAUCUAAAGCUAGCCUCACUAGAUAUCACAUCUUCUAUCUGCUAUGGUUUCCAUUACGAUGACUGGACAAGUGACCAGAUGAAUUUAUUACUGAAAGACCAUGAUAAAGCAAUGUCUGGGUUAAGUCCCUUUAACCCUAUCAACAUCUUUCCUUUCAUAAAGAAUUUACCGAUCAGACUGGUAAAGGAAAUAAAAGAUAUAACACAGAGAAGAGACGAACUGAAUCAGAGAAUUUAUGACAGGCAUGUUGAGAACUGCACUGGAGAGGUCCAUGAUGUGAUGGAUAUUAUAGUAGAUGUGAUGGAAAAUGGAUAUAAUACCAGCCAUAUUCCAGACUCUCAGAAGAAACAAAUGGACCUGAAAAGUCUCUUUAUGACAUUAACUUGUCUCUGUAUGGCAGGCAUUGAUAAUAUGCAGAGCAUAAUGCAAUGGAGUGUGCUUGUCUUAGGGAAACAUCCCAGUGUGGCAGAAAAAAUCUUCAUGGAGUUACAACAGACAGUUGCCAUGGAUACCUCAGUAACCACAGAAAGCAGACAACAUUUACCAUACACAGAAGCUUGUGUAUAUGAAAUAUUGAGAGUUUCCUCAAUAACUGGUUUAGGUGUGCCACAUAUAACAAGAGAAGAUAUUCAAGUUGGAGGAUACAAGAUAACUCAAGGAACACAGAUCUUUACCAAUAUCUGGCACAUACACAAUAACAGUCAUAACUGGACAGAUCAUGAAGCUGUAAAGCCAGAACGUUUUCUAGACAGUAAUGGACAACUAAAGCUAAAAAGUGAUGAAAUAUUCAAAAAUUAUCUCCCCUUUGGACUAGGCAAAAGGACUUGUACAGGAGAAGUGAUUAUACAGAAUGUAUUGUUUUUAUUUGUCAGUAACUUAGUACGAACACAAACAAUCAAAAUUGACAACCCUAUCUCUGAACUGAUUGGUAAUUGUGAUAUGAACCAUAAGCCGCCAGCUUAUAAUGUAACUUUAAACCCCAGAGUCAGCCAAUUCUGAAAUAGGUCAAGUUUCCAAUCGUGCAGCAAAUUUUUGUUACUUACAGACAGUGCAAUAUCGUAACCUUAAAGUGGUUAUGUAGUUAAAGUAAUCAUGGUAUGGUAGAUAGUUCUUUAAUAUUUUGUUUUGUACAAAAUUUAUUUAAUAUGUUUGAAAUUAUAUUUUUUAUUUUUUUUGGAAAAUGUUGAAAAAAUAUAGAUACAUGUAGCACUAGACUGCAGUGUUUGUGAAGUUUACAUGAAAAGCAUUCAAUGGAUAAACAGGAAUUAACAAUAACAAGAAUUUAAGCUCAAUUUCCAUUUAUAUAAUUUUAUAUUUUCAUUUUCCUCUUUCAUUCCUAUUCAACAUUUUUCAUAGUAGUCUUAUUAUCACGCCAGAAUCAAUUUUUGUUCAUUCCCCCCUCCGAACUAUUUUCAUUAUUAGAGAUUAAACACUCAAAUAUUUUUCAACAAAAAGUGAUUGGAUCAUUUCAUCAUAAAUUGUCAUUUCAUUUUCCUAUCCAUAACUCCACAUGCUGAUGUACAUGUACACAUGUAUAUUAAAAAACAAUGAGUUUUUAGUGCAGUACCUAUCACAUGAUGUUUGUAUAUAUAGAUUGUACCACUGCAUCAAAUGUGAUACAAUAAUUAAAUUAUCCACUCGAAACAGUUAAAUUUUCAAAUUUAAAAUUUAACUGACGAGAGUGGAUAAAUAUUGUUUUACACAAGAUUUGGUGGUGGAAUCUGUUUCUCUAAUGAUUUUCGAACAAUACACAGGCAAACUUAUUCCUUCUUUGCGACAGAUCUGCAAAAAGAUGUGUUCUUUCUAUGUGACGUCAUCAGACAUGGUCCCCUUUUUUUAUGCCGUAACAAUAGAAAAUUCAGAAGAAAACAAGAAAAUUCAACGUCAUAAUCCAAUUUAAACCAAUGACAAUGCAUGAAGAACUGAGAUGAAACAAAACACACCAUUU
Molecule: messenger RNA, 2458 nt
Organism: Mytilus trossulus (common blue mussel)
Lineage: Eukaryota; Metazoa; Mollusca; Bivalvia; Mytilida; Mytilidae
Product: steroid 17-alpha-hydroxylase/17,20 lyase-like
Exons: 8
Coding region: 1-1509 (502 amino acids)
Biological process (GO): hormone biosynthetic process; progesterone metabolic process
Molecular function (GO): steroid 17-alpha-monooxygenase activity; iron ion binding; heme binding
Source: RefSeq, a predicted model, not a curated record